AUGCACUUUUUGACUGGAGUUGAGGACGGCCCUGGCGAGUAUUGUCCAAUGACUCCAUCCAAAGUCGCCGAAUUGUUGCCAUUGAGUCUCAAGCGGUUGAACUUGUUUGUUGAAUUUGCCGAUAUGGAGGAUGAAUUUGAAGAAAUUUUGGACAGUGAAGAAGAUCUAUGGCAUUUACUUGAGGCCUGCAAGGCAUCUCUACAAAACUUGUCGGAAAUCACUGUUACAGGAAACGGCGAUAUCUACGGAGCAGGACAUAUUAUGGAUGCUUUUGAGCAAGCUGGAGUUCGUUUUGAAGUCAUCACUGCGGAUUCGGUAGGAGCAGACUCUUCGACGGCCUUUUCUUUGCCUUUUGGCUCCUUUGGCUCAACAGGGGUUGAGGGGCGGGAUGAAGAUGAGAGUUCGUCACCGAGGUCUUCAUAG
Messenger RNA from Bipolaris maydis ATCC 48331, 423 nucleotides. NCBI's taxonomy places the organism in Eukaryota, Fungi, Ascomycota, Dothideomycetes, Pleosporales, Pleosporaceae. The record is from RefSeq and is a predicted model, not a curated record.